AAAGUUUAUGUCUAAGAACAACACCUUUCCAAAUGAUAUCCUUCUGCUCAAGCUGCGUUCAAAGGUUCGUCUGAGUAAAAACGUUCAACCCCUGCCAUUGCCAACAUCUAGCCGUGACCUCUCUGAGGGGACACCCUGCAGUGUGGCCGGCUGGAGCCCGUAUCAGGAUGGUUGCAAAUUUAUGCUCUAUGAGGCCAAUGCCAGCAUCUACGACCGAAGCAAGUGCCAGAAGUUCUAUCCCAAGAUCGAUUAUGGAAAGAUCUGCGCAGGCAAACGUGAAGACAUCUCUCAGUUAUUUAACCAGGUAAGACUCAGCAGAAACAGCAGGCGAUAAGACCAGAGGCAGGGGAGCAGGCGCACCUUCUCCUGUUAUUGGACGGGAUCUGCAACAUGGAAAAGG
Zootoca vivipara (common lizard) is the source of this 400-nucleotide messenger RNA. The record is from RefSeq and is a predicted model, not a curated record. NCBI's taxonomy places the organism in Eukaryota, Metazoa, Chordata, Lepidosauria, Squamata, Lacertidae.